ACAUUGAGACCAGAAGUGGAGGACUAUUGGCUGGAAGUGAGCGCUGAUGUGAACACUGUAUCCAAUCUGAAGUCCACUGUUUUGGACACAAAUGACUUUAUAUUGAGUGCCGAAGACAUUGACCUCUAUUUGGAUGGAGUGUUACUCAGAGACGAGACACGAGUUAAUAGUAAUGUGUUUACCGAUGAAGAGAGCAUUGAAAUCAAGUGGAAAAGGGGUCGACAAGUGGUGGACACCUGUAGUUCAGGCAGUGUUGAGAAACACUGCAAAUCUAUAUAUCGGGAUAAAGAUACUAGUGAAUCAACUCAUAGACACAUUGCAGUUGACGAUAUCGAGGCAAUAGAUGUUUUUGUGGAAAGCCAUGACUUGACCACAACCUCCAGUAUCAUAUCUGCGGUUAAAAGAAAGUCGACAAUAAAUUAUUGCGAAACUGAUGGCAAUAGUAAUGACAAUCACAGCGACAGUUCAGACACCGAGGUAUACGAUGACUGGCACUCAGAUCCAUGCAAACAGACCACAGAUCAUGAUAAGAGAGUGACGUCUAAUGAACUGAAUUGCAUCCAAAAAUCAGACCUACGUUGCCAAACCUCCUCCACUCUGGAGGAUUCUCCUCCAAUCGGUCCGUUUGGGAACAGUCCUUCAGAGGGGUUGUGGAGGACAAUGUAA
Oppiella nova is the source of this 666-nucleotide messenger RNA. NCBI's taxonomy places the organism in Eukaryota, Metazoa, Arthropoda, Arachnida, Sarcoptiformes, Oppiidae. The record is from the annotation of a GenBank genome assembly.